This is a messenger RNA of Aspergillus nidulans FGSC A4, 1035 nucleotides long. RefSeq names its product aromatic alcohol reductase. Bases 1 to 1035 code for a protein of 344 amino acids. The record is from RefSeq and is a predicted model, not a curated record. NCBI's taxonomy places the organism in Eukaryota, Fungi, Ascomycota, Eurotiomycetes, Eurotiales, Aspergillaceae. The transcript has 2 exons. Gene Ontology annotation, molecular function: oxidoreductase activity.
AUGGCGACCAAGAACAUCCAGAACGUUGCCGUUGCUGGGGUCAACGGUAACCUUGGCCCAGCCGUACUUCACGCGCUCAUCACUUCCGGGCUCUUCAAGAUCACCAUCUUCACUCGGCUCAAGGCCGAAAACGACGCUGGGAUUCGUUCUCCUUCGUCAACCUCAGCGCCCAUCCAGGUUCCAGUCAACAGUAACGGUAAUUGCAGUGACAGCGGAAAUAGUACCGGAACCCCCAAGCCCAGUAUUCAAACUCUCCCAGUCAAUUAUGACUCUGUCGACGAUCUGACCACCCAUCUAACCGCCCACUCCAUCCACGCCGUGGUCUCGCUACUCCCCCACACGGCGCCCGACAAACAAAUGAACCUGAUCCAGGCCGCAGUCGCAGCCGGUGUCUAUCGUUUCAUCCCCUCUGAGUUUGGUUCCGACCUCGAUAACCCAGUAAACCGGGCUGCGCCGACCUACAAGGGCAAGGUGAACAUACAGGAGCUUCUCAAAAGACUAGCCGCAGAGAACAAGAUCAGCUAUACGAUCAUCUAUAACGGUGCUUUCCUGGACUGGGGCCUGACACACGCGUUUCCGAUCGAUGUAGGGAAGAGGACCGCGGUGUUGUAUGAUGGGGGUGAGAGGGUCUACAGCACGACCACGCAACCUACGAUCGGGCAUGCGGUCGUGAGUGUGCUCGCCAACCCUGAGGAGACUAAGAACCGAGUCGUGCGAAUUGCCGAGGCAAACGUCACGAUCAAGCAGCUGCUCUCACUAGUACAGGAAGUCGUCGGCGACAAGGACUGGACCGUAAAUGAAACGGAUAUAGAUCAGGAAGUCGAGAAAGCGUGGGCUCUGAUCAAGCAGGGCGUGUUCAGCUUCGAGUCCAUGAUGCCAUUCAUUUAUCGUGCUGGUUGGGGUAAGGAUGCUGGGGGGCAUUUCGAGACGACGGAUAAUAUUCUGCUUGGGGUCGAUGAGCUGGAUACUGAAGGGGUCAAAAGGGUAAUCGAGGGUGUAGUGAAGAAGUUGCGAGACGAAGCAUUCUCGCAUUAG